Messenger RNA from Drosophila albomicans, 872 nucleotides. RefSeq names its product 60S ribosomal protein L10 (gene RpL10). Gene Ontology annotation, molecular function: structural constituent of ribosome. The record is from RefSeq and is a predicted model, not a curated record. The coding region runs from base 137 to 793 and encodes 218 amino acids. Lineage: Eukaryota; Metazoa; Arthropoda; Insecta; Diptera; Drosophilidae. Gene Ontology annotation, cellular component: ribosome; cytosolic large ribosomal subunit. Gene Ontology annotation, biological process: translation; ribosomal large subunit assembly. The transcript has 5 exons.
GAAAUUUGAAAGUUAACCUGUUUUUAUAUGCCAAAGUUUAUCGAUAUGAUAAUAUUGCAACUCAAUUGACCUUUGUUCGUAUCCGGUUGUCAUCUCUCUUUCCUUUUGUUUUGAGCUUCUGAGUGACAGGUUAAAAAUGGGUCGUCGACCUGCAAGAUGUUAUCGCUACUGUAAGAACAAGCCGUAUCCAAAAUCGCGGUUCUGUCGUGGUGUACCCGAUCCCAAAAUCCGCAUUUUUGAUUUGGGCAGAAAGAAGGCUAGUGUGGAGGAUUUCCCACUUUGUGUCCAUUUAGUUUCUGAUGAAUACGAACAAUUGAGCAGUGAGGCUCUGGAAGCUGGUCGUAUUUGCUGCAACAAGUAUUUAGUAAAAUACUGCGGAAAAGAUCAAUUCCACAUCCGUAUGCGUUUGCAUCCAUUCCAUGUAAUUCGCAUCAACAAAAUGUUGUCGUGCGCUGGAGCUGAUAGGCUUCAAACUGGAAUGAGAGGCGCUUUCGGAAAGCCACAGGGCACAGUUGCACGUGUCCGAAUUGGACAACCAAUUAUGUCGGUGCGCUCAAGCGACCGGUACAAGGCACAAGUUGUAGAAGCUCUCCGUCGUGCCAAGUUUAAGUUCCCUGGACGCCAAAAGAUUUAUGUUUCGAAAAAAUGGGGGUUCACUAAGUACGAUCGCGAGCGUUACGAAGAACUUCGCGAUGAUAAUCGCCUGGAGCAAGAUGGAUGCAAUGUCAAAUACCGCCCAGAGCAUGGGCCAAUGGCUGCAUGGGAAAAGGCUCAGCGUGACGUCUAUGCUUAAAGAGUAUCCCUCUGUGAAUUAAAAAAUUCGUCGAUUUUGUAUUUUGCUCUUUUGAAUAAAUCAAAUUGCAAAAUUAUCA